Molecule: messenger RNA, 1221 nt
Organism: Musa acuminata AAA Group (dessert banana)
Lineage: Eukaryota; Viridiplantae; Streptophyta; Magnoliopsida; Zingiberales; Musaceae
Product: protein G1-like4
Exons: 3
Coding region: 418-1014 (198 amino acids)
Biological process (GO): response to light stimulus; mRNA transcription
Cellular component (GO): nucleus
Source: RefSeq, a predicted model, not a curated record
UCUCCAUUGACACAGAAGCCCUAGCUGUGCACCGAUGCACUUUCUCUCUCACUCAUUCAGCUCGUUGAUUUUUCUCAUUGGUGUAGGCAAGACCUGCCCAGAAAUUGAGCAGGAUUCUCGAUCUCCUUUUAUUAGGCCGAGCAAGAGUUCCACGGGCUUUGGGACUCCCCUCUUGUGUACAGAAGAAACAUGUAGGCUUUCGGAAUCUUUUCUCUCGUAGCCAGACAUCAGCCACUGGAAACAGUCUUCUAGUCCUUCCUCGUCUCCAACAAAACGUCAGCCGCAACCACAUAGGCAAAAUCCAUGCUGAUCUGAGCUAGAUCUGUAGUAGAGAUGAGCUAAGGAAGUGUAGAAGGAGUCGGAAGGAUCACUGAGAAGAAGAAGAAGAAGAAGAAGAAUCUACAGUGAUCCUCCUUCAUGGAGUUGGUACCAAACCCAGAUAGCCCGCAUUCCAAGAACAGCGGUGCCAUCAGUCCCAGUAGCAGGCGGCAGAACUUUAGCACCACCUCCUUGGCCGCUGCCAGCGCUGGCGGAGCUGCCACCUCCUCUUCCCCUCCGUCGUUAAGCCGCUACGAGUCUCAGAAGCGCCGCGACUGGAACACAUUUGGUCAGUACCUCAGGAACCACCGCCCACCGCUCGCCCUCUCCCAGUGCAGCAGCGCCCAUGUCCUGGAGUUCCUCCGCUACCUCGACCAAUUCGGCAAGACCAAAAUUCACACCCACAUGUGCCCCUUCUUCGGCCACCCCAACCCCCCCGCGCCGUGUCCGUGCCCCCUCCGUCAAGCCUGGGGCAGCCUCGACGCCCUCAUCGGCCGCCUUCGUGCUGCCUACGAGGAGAACGGUGGCAAGCCUGAGACCAACCCAUUCGGCGCCCGCGUCGUUCGUCUCUACCUCCGCGAGGUUCGUGAAGUCCAGUCAAAGGCACGGGGCGUCAGCUACGAGAAAAAGAAGCGCAAGAAGCCACCACCACAACAAGAGCAUCACCAUCCUCCGCCGCCUCCGCCCGCAGCCUGAUCUACCUGCAUUAGAUCUAUGUGCGUGCAUUAGCUAUGUGGUGAGCUUCCCUUCAUUCCAUUUGGUUGCCAUCAUCAUCAUCAUCAUCCCUUUAUGUGCUCUUUAAUUCCCAGCUGAUUGAACCUAUGAACCAAACUGCUGCUACAUAUUUAAAAGUAUCUCAUGAGAUGUCGGUUUUGUGCAAUUAAAUCCAUUAUAUGAUCUGAA